GCUGAAUUAUGCUGUUCGAAUGGGACGUCGUCCUACAUUUGUAGAGCUAGAUGUAGGGCAAGGAUCCAUUUCAAUUCCUGGAACCAUGGGGGCCCUGUAUAUUGAAAGGCCAGCAGAUGUGGAAGAAGGCUUUUCAGUUCAGGCUUCACUUGUUUAUCACUUUGGCUCAACAGCUCCAGGGACAAACAUCAAAUUGUACAAUAAGAGCACUGUCAGUGAUGGUUGAAGAACAGAAGUCUGAGAAGCCUGUGGCGAAAUUUGACCUGGAGAAGGAAAUGGAACUACGGUUUGAAGUGGAGAGACAGGAGACUGUGCAGAUGGAGCUUAUUGCUGGCAUGACUGAAGUCUUUGGCACAGAACUGACCCGCAACAAGAAGUUUACAUUUGAUUCUGGCUCAAAGGUGGCUGUCUUCACAUGGCAUGGCUGCACAAUACAGCUGACAGGACGCACAGAGGUGGCAUAUGUAGCCAAAGAGACACCAAUGCUGCUGUACUUGAACUGCCAUGCUGCCUUGGAGCAGAUGAGGCAGCAAGCAGAGCGUGAGGAUGAGCGUGGGCCCAGGGUAAUGGUGGUGGGGCCUACUGAUGUUGGAAAAUCUACAUUGUGCCGACUGCUGCUGAAUUAUGCUGUCCGAAUGGGACGUCGUCCUACAUUUGUAGAGUUAGAUGUAGGGCAAGGAUCCAUUUCAAUUCCUGGAACCAUGGGGGCACUCUAUAUUGAAAGGCCAGCAGAUCUGGAAGAAGGCUUUUCGGUGCAAGCCCCACUAAUCUAUCACUUUGGCUCAACAACUCCAGGAACAAAUAUUAAGCUGUACAACAAGAUCACAUCACGAAUAGCCGAAGUCUUUAAUCAGAGGUGCGAGGUAAACCGCAAGGCAGCAGUAAGUGGUUGUGUGAUUAACACAUGUGGCUGGGUAAAGGGCUCUGGAUAUCAGGCACUUGUACACACUGCUUCAGCCUUUGAGGUGGAUGUUGUCAUUGUUCUGGACCAGGAACGCCUCUACAAUGAGCUGAAGAGAGACCUUCCUCACUUUGUCAAGACUGUGCUUCUUCCAAAGUCAGGUGGAGUUGUAGAGCGCUCAAAGGACUUCCGUCGAGAGAGCCGUGAUGAACGCAUCCGGGAAUACUUCUAUGGCUUCCGAGGCUGCUUUUUCCCACAUGCCUUUGAUGUGAAGUUUUCAGAUGUUAAGAUUUUCAAGAUUGGGGCACCCACCAUUCCAGACUCCUGCCUGCCACUAGGAAUGUCACAGGAGGACAAUCAGCUGAAGCUGGUGCCAGUGACACCAGGACGUGACCUUAUCCACCAUCUUCUAAGUGUAAGCACAGCAGAAAGUACAGAUGAGAACCUGGUAGAGACAAGUGUGGCUGGUUUUAUUGUAGUUACUGGAGUAGACACAGAACGUCAGAUUUUUACAGUACUAUCUCCAGCACCACGUCCUCUUCCAAAAAACAUUCUUCUGAUCAUGGAUAUCCGUUUCAUGGACUUGAAAUAGCAGCUUUGUCUGUUCAAAGAGCAAUGCUAGAUAUUAUUUUCAUUGUUUACCGUUGAACAAAUUAAAGUGUCUGCAUUUAAGGGUACUGCACAUUUCUGAAAUGUUAGCUGCCAGUUCUGUGUUGGUAUUUUAAGCAACCUUACUUUUAUUUGUAGAAAAUACGUGAUGACUUUUUAAAUGUUUUACUCCUUUCAAAUUACAUAUAGUUUGUACAUGUUAUGAAAAUGUGAAAAAAAAAGUAUUUAAAAAAGCCAACUGCAUUUUGAUAUUUUACCCACUAGACAACAGCUGAUAAAAGUAUUGUUAGAAUUUGUAAAACUGCAUUCUCAUUUGUUGCCAGUAGAUACAGCUGAUUUUUCAGUAUAUUUGCAGCCAUUGAAGCUGCUGUUCCUUCGAUACUAGCAUUAGUUAGUAACCCCCAUUCUGUGGUCCUGCCUUCCCUCCCCCAACCAUAUUUUCCAAAGUUGAACUAGCAUCAUUGUACAAGGGAUACCCUGGAUAGGUACUUUGGCCAGAAGACUUUCCUUCUGUGAAAUACUGACGUUCGUCAAAUGGCUAAAUGUUGCAAUUGUCUUCCAGUAUUGGACUUCGGUCACAAGAGGUCCAGUGUCUUGAGCUUUGCACCCUUCCCUCUCUAGGCCUGGCAGAUGCUUACCCAUAUCUGUCAGCACAUCUGUAGUAUAAGAGAAUCUUUCGACCUUAAAUAAGUAGUUAAAUAAUUUAUUAGAAGCUAGUAGAUAUGAUUGCUUCAUCAGGCCUGGAUGAGUAGUGCAAGCAUUAGAUACUCUGAUAGUCUUGAGUUUCUUAAUAGUGCUUUAUCUUAAUAAUUUGUAUUCUGUGUAUAAGCUUUAUCUUAAUAAUUGUAUUAUGUGUAUAAGCUGCUGCUGUGCCCUUUUCUUUGUUUUCUGCUUUAAAGUAUAAGUUUUGCAGCUGUAUCAAUUGAAUCUGUGUCCUCUCCUUACAAAAAAAACUUGCAAUUUCAGUUACUUUCUCUGUACUCUAGACUAGACUGACUGUCAUUUCUUAAAAAAAUAAAUAAUUUUUUGUAAUAACAUUUUUACUGCUU
This is a messenger RNA of Protopterus annectens (West African lungfish), 2559 nucleotides long. RefSeq names its product cleavage factor polyribonucleotide kinase subunit 1 (gene CLP1). The transcript has 3 exons. NCBI's taxonomy places the organism in Eukaryota, Metazoa, Chordata, Ceratodontiformes, Protopteridae. Gene Ontology annotation, cellular component: nucleus; mRNA cleavage factor complex. Gene Ontology annotation, molecular function: polynucleotide 5'-hydroxyl-kinase activity. Bases 117 to 1493 code for a protein of 458 amino acids. The record is from RefSeq and is a predicted model, not a curated record. Gene Ontology annotation, biological process: tRNA splicing, via endonucleolytic cleavage and ligation.